AUGUCGCACAGUCACUCUCAUGAUGGUCCGUCGCACUCGCAUGAAAAUGCGGCUGCGGACCAUGGACACACCCAUGAGAUACUGGAUGGUCCGGGAAGCUUCCUCGGGCGCGAGAUGCCAAUCAUUGAGAACAGAGACUGGGAAGACAGGGCGUUCACCAUAGGCAUUGGAGGACCUGUAGGCUCCGGUAAGACGGCACUCAUGCUUGCUCUCUGCAAGCGCCUCCGAGCUCGCUUCUCGAUAGCAGCCGUGACGAACGACAUCUUCACACGGGAGGACUGUGAAUUCCUUACUCGGAACAAUGCUCUCCCUGCCGAACGCAUCGUGGCUGUCGAGACCGGAGGCUGUCCGCACGCCGCUGUCCGUGAAGACAUAUCUGUCAACCUCAUGACGCUUACGAACCUCCACCACAAAUUCAACACGGACCUCCUCCUGAUUGAAUCGGGCGGCGACAACCUCGCGGCAAACUACUCGCGCGAACUCGCCGACUUCAUAAUAUACGUCAUCGACGUCUCUGGCGGCGACAAGAUCCCCAGAAAGGGUGGACCGGGAAUCACGCAGUCCGACUUGCUGAUCGUGAACAAGAUCGACUUGGCUGAAGCCGUCGGCGCGGACUUGAACGUCAUGGACAGGGACAGCAGAAGGAUGCGUGAAGGAGGUCCUACCAUCUUUGCGGUGGUGAAGAAAGACCAGGGAGUUGAUGCAAUUGUGGACUUGAUUUUGUCAGCGUGGAAGGCUUCUGGCGCGUCUCAGGCGAGGAAAGAGAAAUUUGAGCCGACGCUGAUGGAAGAGAACGAGGAGGGAAAGGAGAGGAGCUACAGCAUGUCCUGAGGGAUGUCCGUUCUUGAGAUUACCAAGAUUACCGAGACUGUUGCCCUUCACCCGGCCAAUAUGUUGGCAAUCUCACUUGUGGAUCGCAAAGUUCUCCCGUGGUAGAAACUGUCAGUGAAAUCGCCUUCGAGAAUAGCUAUUCAAGUGCUUUGAUUGUCU
Molecule: messenger RNA, 990 nt
Organism: Parastagonospora nodorum SN15
Lineage: Eukaryota; Fungi; Ascomycota; Dothideomycetes; Pleosporales; Phaeosphaeriaceae
Exons: 3
Coding region: 1-831 (276 amino acids)
Molecular function (GO): GTPase activity; nickel cation binding
Source: RefSeq, a predicted model, not a curated record